This is a messenger RNA of Dacryopinax primogenitus, 483 nucleotides long. RefSeq lists its product as uncharacterized. NCBI's taxonomy places the organism in Eukaryota, Fungi, Basidiomycota, Dacrymycetes, Dacrymycetales, Dacrymycetaceae. The transcript is spliced from 4 exons. The record is from RefSeq and is a predicted model, not a curated record. The coding region runs from base 1 to 483 and encodes 160 amino acids.
AUGGCACCUAUCCAGCUCUCCGAUUUCGUGUUCAUCCCAGCUCACGACAAUGCCGCCCCUACGGUGCACGUCACCUGGAGCCAGAGCUGGACCGAGUACACCAAAGACUACAAGUUCUUCAUGGCGAAGGCCGGCAAUGACCAAAAGGAUGAAGUGCCUUUGUAUAUCGCUUCUGAGUUUGCGGACGAAUCUCACUUCAAGGGCGUUGAAACGGUGACCGUGGACGGGACUGAAUACUACAAGAUGAAGGUCGAUGGCCGCUUCCAGUACGGUCAGAAGGGCAAAAACGGAGAAGGCCGCUUCCUGGUGUGGCACGAUAAGUCUCGCAAGCCCUACCAGCACCGCUUCGUCAACAGCACCGUGCAGCUCCAGGCCCUUGGUUUGGGUACCAAGCUCGCCGGGUACUUCGGCUACGGUAACGUCGCGGAUCUCGCGGGCAACGCGCUGAAGGCUGCCUUCGGUGACUACCUCCACAACUUCUAA